Messenger RNA from Spirodela intermedia, 3294 nucleotides. The record is from the annotation of a GenBank genome assembly. Lineage: Eukaryota; Viridiplantae; Streptophyta; Magnoliopsida; Alismatales; Araceae.
AUGGAUUCCGGCGAAGACCCAGAUACCCCCGAUGCGCAGAGGAGGAAGAAGCGGUAUCACCGCCACACCCCGAAGCAGAUUCAGACACUCGAGGCGUAUGCUCCAUCUUCCUCUUCCUCUUCCUCCUUCCAUGCCUUGGGCUAAUCUUGUCCUGGUUUUGGCUGGCUUAAUAACCUGUUGUCGGGGAUUUCUAUUUGUUCUUCGAAAUUUUCAGCAUGUUCAAGGAAUGCCCUCACCCAGACGAGAAGCAGCGGAUGCAGCUGAGUAGGGAGUUGGGGUUGGAGCCUCGCCAGAUCAAGUUCUGGUUUCAGAACCGGAGGACACAGAUGAAGGUCUCUCUCUCUCUCUCUCUCCUCCUCUCCCUCUCUUUCCCUCUUUUCCUAUUCGUUGUUACAGUGGAUCUGCUUCCUCCGUAGGUUCAAAAUGAGAGGUCGGAUAACUGCUCGCUGCGGGCGGAGAAUGAAAGGAUCCGCUGCGAGAACAUCGCCAUCAAGGAGGCGCUGAGGAACAUAAUCUGCCCCACAUGUGGCGGCCCUCCGGCCGCCGAAGACUCCUUCUUCGACGAGGAGAAACUCCGAAUGGAGAACGCCCGGUUGAAAGAAGAGGUCGGAAUCCAUCUUCCUCCCCCAUUUCUUCCGUAAAGCCUCGAACUCUCUUCGGCAUCUCAGGAUUUCUCUGCGGGUUUAAGGUCUUUCUUUGUCUUCUUCACGCGGAAUUAUCUCGCUGACCCGAUGCUAAUUAUGGGAACGUGCAACCAGCUUUCUAAGUAACACUUGCGGAACACGAUCGUCAACUAGUUUCAGCGUUGAUCCUUUCACCUUCGUGGAUUUCUCGUUUCUCGAUCUUAAAGACCUUGCCUGCAUCUGAACAUUUUAGUUUAAUUUAAUGGCAGCUUGAUAGAGUCUCCAGCGUCGCCUCCAAGUAUCUCGGAAGGCCCAUCACUCAGCUACCUUCUAUUCAGCCAAUUCCCGCUUCCUCGUUAGAUUUGUCAGUCGGGGGAUUCAGCUCUCCGAGCCUCGGUCCUUCCCUGGACCUCGACCUCCUCCCGGGGAACCUGCCGUCCGUCCCGCCAUUGCCGUUUCCGCCGGGGGGCAUGUCAGAGGUGGAGAAGUCUCUCAUGGCGGAUGUUGCGGCUAACGCAAUGGGGGAAUUGAUUAGGCUGGCUCAGACCGACGAGCCGCUGUGGAUGAAGUCUGGGAGCGACGGCAGAGAGAGGCUUAACCUGGAGAGCUACGACCGGCUCUUCCCCAGGUCUGGAAACCAACUGAAGAGCCCGGUCAUCCAUUCCGAGGCGUCGAGAGCCUCCUGCGGCGUGAUGAUGGGCGCCACCUCGUUGGUCGACAUGUUCAUGGACUCGGUGAAUCCCUCGGCCUCCUCUGGUUAUCAUCUGAUAUGAUCCCAAUUCCCUGAACUCUAGCUUAUAUAAUAAUCCCGUCUCCUCUCUCUCUCUCUCUCUCUCUCUAAUUGCAGAGCAAGUGGAUGGAGCUUUUUCCGACGAUAGUGUCGAGGGCUAGGACUAUCGAAGUCCUCUCACCCGGGAUGGGAGGAAGAUCCGGGUCUUUGCUAUUGGUAUGCACUGAACUCAACGUUGGCCUCCGGGUUUGGUCAACCCUGAAAGUUCCUGUUUUUUGUUUUUACUGAUUGAACGCUGGAUCGAUUCAGAUGUACGGGGAGUUUCAAAUCCUCACGCCGGUCAUCCCCACCCGGGAAUUCUACUUCCUCCGUUACUGCCAGCAGAUCGAGCAGCACCUUUGGGCGGUGGUCGAUGUCUCCGUUGACAUGUCCAGGGAGAACCUGUUCGCUCCGCCGUCCCGGUCGCGGCGGCUCCCCUCCGGCUGCGUGAUCCACGACAUGGCCAACGGGUACUCCAAGGUGAGCCGCCUUCCUCCCUUUUGCGCCGCCGCGCCCCUCCCUCUCGCCGCCGGAUUGACGUCGUAGCUUGGAUCAGGUGACCUGGGUAGAGCACAUGGAGAUCGAGGAGAAGAGCCCGAUUCAUCAUCUUUACAGAGGCCUCGUGGUGAAGGGGGUGGCCUUCGGCGCCCAGCGAUGGCUGGCGACGAUGGAGCGGAUGUGUGAGAGAUUCGCGACUCUGAUUAUGCAUGGCAGCUCCGGCCGCGACCUCGGAGGUAAUAGAUCGGAUUGGGGGUUCGCCGGCGGUUUGUUUGCCGGGGAACGGGAUAAUCAUGCGGUUUCUUUCAUGGUGGCUGCUGCAGCUCCGACGAUUCCCUCCGCCGAGGGGAAGAGGAGCAUGAUGAAGCUCGCGCAGAGGAUGAUGAGCAACUUCUGCUCGAGCAUUGGCGCGUCGACGGGUCACCGGUGGACGACUCUCUCGGGAAUGAACGACGUCGGCGUGAGGGUCACCGUCCACAAGAGCGUUGACCCCGGCCAGCCCAGCGGCGUCGUCCUCAGCGCCGCCACCUCCAUCCGGCUGCCCGUGUCGCCGGAGAACGUCUUCAGCUUCUUCCGCAACGAGCAGACCCGGUCUCAGGUACUCCUGCCGUUCUGGGUCAACCCCACCCUUCACCUCGCCGGCGCCGCUCUGCUGACGAAGCUCUUUCUUUUCCACUUUCAGUGGGACGUCCUGUCCAACGGCAACUCGGUGCAGGAAGUCGCCCACAUCUCCAGCGGCCAGCAUCCGGGGAACUGCAUCUCCCUCCUCCGGGUAAUUGAUUUCUGCAACUGGGUCAUCAUCAUCUCCUCCUCUUUGGAUAUGGCAUGGGAUCAUCAAUCACUCUGCUUGUCACUCCCACUCUCAUGAAGCUGUUAUUAGAAAGCAUCAAUCUGAAUCAAGAAGGCGGCUUGAAUGCCUUUCUUUUUAUUACGAGCCCGCUGGUCAUUAUUGUCGGAGGAAGAGUUCUGGGUCCUGAUUUCGUCAUUUUUUCAUGGGUUGCGCAGGCGUUGAAUUCGAGCCAGAGCAACAUGCUGAUACUGCAGGAGAGCUGCACCGACUCGUCGGGAUCCAUGGUGGUGUACGCCCCCAUCGACCUGCCGGCGAUCAACAUCGUCAUGAGCGGGGAGGACCCCUCCUACAUACCCCUCCUGCCGUCGGGGUUCACCAUACUGCCCGACGAGGACGGCGCCGCCGCCGCCGCCGCCGCCGCCGCGGGAGGGCCCUCCACGAGCUCUAACCCCGGCAGCGGCGGCGGCGGAUCCCUGAUCACGGUGGCGUUCCAGAUCCUCGUGAGCAGCCUCCCCUCUGCAAGGUUAAACCUAGAGUCAGUGACGACUGUCAACAACCUCAUCAGCACCACCGUGCAGCAAAUUAAGGCUGCCUUGAAUUGCCCCACCCUAUGA